This is a messenger RNA of Dermacentor andersoni, 1741 nucleotides long. NCBI's taxonomy places the organism in Eukaryota, Metazoa, Arthropoda, Arachnida, Ixodida, Ixodidae. The record is from RefSeq and is a predicted model, not a curated record.
AUUCGGCUGUGAAAAGUUUAAUGAUUAUGUUAUUGGAAGACAUGUUGUUCUCGAAACCGACCACAACCCAUUAUUGGCUAUUUCAAAGAAAGAAAUAGGCGACAUGCCACCCCGUCUGCAACGACUAUUUCUUCGACUGCUGAAGUACGAGUUUGAGUUGCAGUAUGUUCCAGGCAGCAAAUUGGUUGUUGCCGACACCCUGUCACGAAUCCCAUCGCAGAAACAACCAGAAAAAGGCUCAACGGACGUUGAAGUUCAUGCCGUGGGCGUUCUGACUGCCGUUGUUGGACCCUAUCUCGUCUGCAGGCAGCAACGGCCAGUGAUGCAACGGCGCAAGACGUCAUUUCCAGCCUGCAGUCGUCAAUACCUGUAGAAGGUGAGCUAAAGUCCUUCGCACAAGAACUUUCUGUAGUCAACGGAGUUCUCUUCAAGGGAAUUAAAGUAGUCGUACCUGCAAGCAUGCGAACAGAGAUGCUGCGACGAGUGCACCAAGGGCAUCUCGGCUUAGGAAAAUGCAAAUCGAGGGCUCGCAAGUUGAUGUAUUGGCCAGGAAUGUCAACAGAUAUUGCCCACUUCAUUGACAGGUGUGACGUUUGCAAGAAGUUUGCGUAUCGACAGCCUGACGAGCCUCUGUGCCAGCGCACCGUUCCAGACAUGCCAUGGGUGAGGGUUGGUACAGAUCUUUUUCAACACGCCGGAAAGCAUUAUUUAGUUGUCUAUGACGCCUACUCUAAUUUUCCAGAAGUCGAGCAUCUCAAGGAUACCUCUGCAACGACUGUCAUCCAUAAACUACGUCAGAUCUUUGCAAGGCAUGGAUUACCACUAGAAGUUUGCAGUGAUGGAGGCCCGCAGUUCACGUCAAAAGAGUUUGAAGAUUUUGCGGCUCGUUAUGACUUUGUGCAUACGAUUUCCAGUCCCUAUUUUCCCAGGUCCAAUGGACUCGCCGAGAAGGGCGUACAAGUGGUCAAGCGGCUUCUUGGAAAGACUGAGAGCAAGAAAGAGGACUUCUAUUUGGGCCUUCUCAAAUACAGGGUGUGUCCUCUCGAGGAUGGCCGAUUACCAUCGGAACUGCUAAUGGGACGAAGUCUCAGAACGCUACUUCCAGAUUUUUCAGCGUCAUCAUCAGGUCCCGUCCAAAAACAUGUCCAAGCAAGGACCACAGGAAGAACACUAACUCCACUACAGAAGGGAGAUGUCGUCCGCAUCCUCGGAAAUGGUAGAUGGGAAAUCAAGGCGCAAGUCCAAGAUCUCGUGGCCCCAAGGUCGUACACCGUUCUGACAGAGGAUGGCCGGGUUUUCCGUCGAAAUAGACAGCACCUUCGCAAAACAUCAGAAGCGUUCCAUCGAGCCAUCCAUUACCAGGCGGACGACUGCGACGACACCCCUGACUCAUCUUCGAGCGCAGCCUCGCAGCAGCCGCCUGAACCUUCGCAGGCCGCACCGGAUCGACCACCAGCAGGCACAUCCGGCCCACCUAACAUCCCAGAUUUACUAAGGCGAUCUACCAGACCGCGAAGACCACCAGAUCGCCUGGCCUACACGCACGGAUUCCGGCAGACUGAAACAACCUAGGAGUGUUGACUGCUACUCUUCGAUGUUGAGUGCUUUCUGUGUUUUCAGUGUUUCCAUUCUUCGAAGAAAGGAGGAUGCAACGGCCAACCAAGAUAGCAACACUGUGCAAACGAAGAGAGCAGCGCAGCUAUAAAUACGUUCCCUUCUUAUCAAUAAAGCAUUCUUCUUG